Messenger RNA from Entamoeba invadens IP1, 870 nucleotides. RefSeq lists its product as hypothetical. NCBI's taxonomy places the organism in Eukaryota, Evosea, Mastigamoebida, Endamoebidae. The record is from RefSeq and is a predicted model, not a curated record. The annotation marks the transcript as partial. The transcript has a single exon.
GGAAAUGUCCUUGGCCAGAAUGGAAUGACCCAACAGAACAAUCCAAUGGGACUCCAACAAGGCAAUUCAUUGUUUGGAAACAAUUCAACGAACGCGAUGGGUGGUAAUUCACUGUUUGGCAAUACAAAUACUAAUACAACACUGGGACAACAAAAUAACAUCUUCGCACAACAACAAGGAAACUCGUUGUUUGGGAAUAACACAAACAACAUGUCCGGUCUCCAAAAUACGGGGCUGAUGGGACAAAACAACUCGUUGUUUGGAAAUACUAAUAUGACAAAUAACAACACUUUGAUGGGCCAAAACCCCCCACAAAUCAUUAACGCAGAUGUCGUCUUGAAGAACUUCUUACUCGCAAAAGCACGAGAGGACUAUUCAAAGCAAGAACUCAGUUAUAAGGAAAUGGACUUUGACGAGAGAAUAUUGAAAAGAAAAGAUGAGGUGUUCAGGAAGGCGUGCGUGUUGAAAAGGAUCGAAGAGAGCGCUAGACCACAACUGGAAGAAACCGUGUCGUCUACUCAAAAUCAACUUGUGGUGAUCAGAGACGCUAAAGAGGCUGAAAAGAGCGAGAGGGGAAUAACUACACACAUCAUCACAGAAGCAAACAGCAAAAUAGACCCAAUAGUACAGACGUUUGAAAAGGAGUUUAAUCGCAUUAAAGAUAGAAUCGAGGAGAUGAAGACAACGUGUAAACCAAUAUCCUAUGUCGUCACACGAGAAGACGCAAUUGAAAGUUGUUUUAAAACACAGGGAGAUAUCGAAAAUGUAAAAAGAAAAAUCUUUGCUGUUGAUAAUGAAGUCGAAUCAAUGGGAGAUAAAAUCGAUAAAACUCAGAAGAGUCGGUGGAAACAUAUCGAUUUCUUAAACUAA